Molecule: messenger RNA, 1196 nt
Organism: Hirundo rustica (Barn swallow)
Lineage: Eukaryota; Metazoa; Chordata; Aves; Passeriformes; Hirundinidae
Gene: TNNT3
Product: troponin T3, fast skeletal type
Exons: 13
Coding region: 138-857 (239 amino acids)
Biological process (GO): muscle contraction; regulation of muscle contraction; sarcomere organization
Cellular component (GO): troponin complex
Molecular function (GO): tropomyosin binding; troponin I binding; troponin C binding
Source: RefSeq, a predicted model, not a curated record
GCUCUUCCGGACGAUCAAAUGUCACUAUAAGUUGAGAGCUGCAUCACCUUGGGGCGCUCGCAGAUCCCAGCCUGCCCGUCCCCUCCGACAGGGAGCUUGGUGCUUCUCUCCACUCCUCCCAGAAACUAAUUGCCGACAUGUCUGAUACCGAGGAAGUGGAACAAGGAGAGGCAGAGGAAGCUCAUGAGGAAGAGGAGAAGCCCAGAAUAAAACUAACUGCUCCUAAAAUACCAGAGGGUGAGAAAGUAGAUUUUGAUGACAUCCAAAAGAAAAGGCAGAACAAAGACUUGAUUGAACUGCAGGCCUUGAUUGACAGCCACUUUGAAGCCAGAAGAAAGGAAGAGGAAGAACUGGUUGCUCUCAAGGAGAGGAUUGAGAAGCGGAGAGCUGAAAGAGCAGAGCAGCAGAGAAUCCGGGCUGAGAAGGAGAAGGAGCGUCAGGCAAGGCUUGCGGAGGAAAAGGCACGGAGAGAGGAAGAAGAUGCCAAGAGAAAAGCUGAGGAUGAUCUGAAGAAGAAGAAGGCUCUGUCCUCCAUGGGUGCAACAUACAGUAGUUAUCUGGCUAAGGCUGACCAGAAGAGAGGAAAGAAGCAAACAGCUAGAGAGACGAAGAAGAAGGUCCUGGCAGAGAGGCGCAAGCCCCUCAACAUUGACCACCUUAAUGAAGACAAGCUGAGGGACAAAGCUAAGGAGCUGUGGGACUGGUUAUAUCAGCUGGAGACUGAAAAGUAUGACUUUACAGAGCAGAUCAAGAGGAAAAAAUAUGAGAUUUUAACAAUGCGUUGCAGGCUGCAGGAGCUUUCCAAGUUCAGCAAGAAGGCAGGCGCCAAGGGCAAGGUUGGUGGGCGCUGGAAGUAAAGAACCAGGCAGGAUGGCCUUUAGUGGUGUGCUGAACCCCUGCUGGUCUCCUCUUUCUUCCUUCACCGAUCACUUGUGUACUCAUGCCUCAAUGAUAACAAAAUUCGCGUCAGCCUGGAUUGGCUAUUGCUGCUGCUUUUCUUCCUGGAGGGGUCUGGUGGCUUCCUCAGGCAAGGGGAAGCAGGUUCCCUGUGGAACUGGGAUGACUCCUUGCUGGCAUCUUCAAUUCCUGCUGAGCAUGUCUCUUAUCCUCCUGAUACCAGCCCUAUGCUGUCCUGUAGAUUGCCGUGUACAAAUCUCUGGAUUUUGUAAAUAAAGCACAACCAGUACCUACUCCAA